GCCGGCCCGCGCCCCAUGCCCGCGCUCUCGCUCUCCGGGCCCCGGGCGUCCCGGGCGGCCAGGCUCAGGCGGGCCGCCCUGGUGCUGGCCUUGGCAGCCUAUGGGGCCCGCAAGCUGUACCCGCUGGUGCGCCGGCGCCCGGCCCCCCGGAGGCCCUCGCCCGAGGAGCCCGGAGAGGAGGCGUCGGCGAAGGCGGGAAAGGGCGUGAACCGCGUGUUCCUGCGGCGGCUGCUGCGGCUGCUGCGGCUGCUCUUCCCCAGGAUCCUCUGCCGGGAGACGGGGCUGCUGGCCCUGCACUCCGCGGCCCUCGUCAGCCGGACGUUCCUCUCGGUGUACGUGGCCCAGCUGGACGGCCGGCUCGCCCGCUGCAUCGUCCGGAAGAACCCCCGGGCCUUCGGCUGGCAGCUGCUGCAGUGGCUGCUCAUCGCCCUGCCCGCCACCUUCGUCAACAGCGCCAUCCGCUACCUGGAGGGCCGGCUGGCCCUGGCCUUCCGCAGCCGGCUGGUGGCCCACGCCUACCGACUCUAUUUCGCCCGGCAGACCUACUACCGGGUCAGUAACAUGGACGGGAGGCUGCGCAAUCCGGACCAGUCGCUGACGGAAGACGUGGUGGCCUUCGCCGCCUCCGUCGCCCACCUCUACUCCAACCUGACCAAGCCGCUCCUGGACGUGGCGGUGACCUCCUACACCCUGCUGGGCACGGCCCGGGCCCGGGGGGCGGGCACGGCCUGGCCGUCGGCCAUCGCGGGCCUGGUGGUGUUCCUCACGGCCAAGGUGCUGCGGGCCUGCUCGCCCAAGUUUGGGGAGCUGGUGGCCGAAGAGGCGCGGAGGAAGGGCGAGCUGCGCUACAUGCACUCGCGGGUGGUGGCCAACUCGGAGGAGAUCGCCUUCUACGGGGGACACCAGGUGGAGCUGUCACUGCUUCAGCACUGCUACCGGGAUCUGGCCUCCCAAAUCAACUUGAUCCUGCUCAAACGCCUCUGGUACGUCAUGCUGGAGCAGUUCCUCAUGAAGUACGUCUGGAGCGCGUCCGGCCUAGUCAUGGUGGCCGUGCCGAUCAUCACCGCCACCGGCUAUUCGGAGACAGACUCAGAGGUGGUGAAGAAAGCGGCUCUGGAGAUGAAGGAAGAGGACCUGGUGAGCGAACGCACAGAGGCUUUCACCACGGCCCGCAACCUCCUCACAGCCGCCGCCGACGCCAUCGAGAGAGUCAUGUCCUCCUACAAAGAGGUGACGGAGCUGGCGGGCUACACGGCCCGGGUGCACGAGAUGUUUCACGUGUUUGAGGCGGUGCAGCGCUGCAACUUUCAGCGGGCCCGGGAGUUGGCGGACGCCCCGGCCUCGGCGGGGACCCAGGCCGUCGUGAAGCCCGGGACUCGAGUGGAGGGGCCCCUGCAGAUCAAAGGUCAGGUGGUGGACGUGGAGCACGGAAUCAUCUGUGAGAACAUUCCCAUCAUCACCCCCACGGGGGAUGUGGUGGUGGCCAGCCUGAACAUCAAGGUGGAAGAAGGGAUGCACCUGCUGAUCACGGGUCCCAACGGCUGCGGCAAGAGCUCGCUCUUCCGGAUCCUGGGGGGGCUGUGGCCGGCCUACGGUGGAGUCCUGUACAAGCCCCCGCCCCAGCGCAUGUUUUACAUCCCCCAGAGACCCUACAUGUCAGUGGGCUCCCUGCGGGAUCAGGUGAUCUACCCUGACACGAAGGAGGAUAUGGCGAGGAAGGGCUACUCUGACCGCAACCUGGAGGCCAUCUUGGACAUCGUCAGUCUCAAUCACAUCGUCCAACGAGAGGGAGGUUGGGAAGCCAUCUGUGACUGGAAGGAUGUCCUGUCAGGUGGGGAGAAGCAGCGGAUUGGAAUGGCCCGCAUGUUUUACCACAGGCCCAAAUAUGCCCUAUUGGAUGAGUGUACGAGUGCGGUAAGCAUCGACGUCGAGGGAAAGAUAUUCCAGGCUGCCAAGGACGCGGGCAUCGCUCUGCUGUCCAUCACUCACCGGCCCUCCCUGUGGAAGUACCACACACACUUGCUGCAGUUUGACGGGGAGGGCGGCUGGAAGUUUGAGAAGCUGGAUUCGGCCACCCGGCUGUCGCUGACGGAGGAGAGGCAGCGGCUGGAGCAGCAGCUGGCCGGCAUUCCCAAAAUGCAGCAGCGGCUCAGUGAACUUCGCCAGAUCCUAGGUGAAGAUGCCUGCCCCAGUUCCCCUCAGGGCUGCAAGGAGUCCCCGGGCCCCUGAGGUCCCCCCUCCCCCUGUCCCCUCCGACUUUGUCACAAACCACACCCAGACGAGGCUCUGGGGAGGGGCUCUGCCCCCAUCCCAGGUUCAUCUCCUCCAACGGUUCUCCCCGGUCCCCACGCUCCCAGAUCCGGUGUCAUGAAGGAAAAGGUAGACAAGAACCCAUCCCGCUGCUCAUCUCCACGGUCCGCAGGUGUCCCCCUCUGCCUACCCACUGUUGUCUGCCUUUCCCUGGCUUCAACUCUGCCCGUGGGCACCAGGGGACCAGCCUCAGCCACUCCCUCCCUCAGCUUCAGAGGCUAGAGAGUGAGGUGGGAGAGGAGCUGGAAGCUCGUGUCCGUCCCGAUGGUGACCUGAGGAGGCCCAGAUGGACGUGGCUUCCGGGACCUGGGCCAAAAUCUGCUUGCAGGGAGGGCUUGGGCCGGUGAGGCCGCCUGGAGUGUGUGCCUGCCUGUGUGGCCCUCCCUCCCACGCCUGCCCUCGCUCUCCCCAGCCUCCCCAUACAGUGGACAGUUGUAGGGGUGAAGAGGGCGGUCGCUGCUGAGUACUGUGAAGUUUAGAAAUGUAGUUGAGGCCUCUUCCGUUCAGGCUUCCCCCCUCUCCCUUUGCACUAAUUGCACCUGCAUGAAGCAUUGUGGGGUGGGGGGAAGGUGGGUACGGCAAGCUCCGUUCUCCCAGACUGACGUCUCUUCCCUCCCCCUCCCUCUCGUUACUCCUGUCGCCCCCUUCAGCCAGAGUCCGUGCUGAGUAUAGGGGUUUUGACCCCUACCCCAUGGAGUCCUGUUGCCCUCUGCGGUAUGGGACCCCAGAGCUCCUCACCCGUCUAAAAUGGGGGUCAUCCAAAGGAGCCCUGGUUGGUCUCCAUUCUAGGACGUGCCCCUUGACCAGACAGACCUCAUUCACUGUCCCCCCAACUGGGUUCCUCCCCCUCUCCUUUCCACCAAACCUCCUGGCAUGAGCUAGCAUGAAGGCCUGCCACUGUUCCAGCCCCAGCCAGGACCACUGCCCUAGCAGGGGGAGGGAGGGACUAACUGCCCGAGCAAUCACCGCCACUCCUCAGCUCCAGCUCCGGAGAGCCGCCUCCUCUCCUCUCACCUCCACCCACCCUUCGCGGGAAGAAUUGCACAAUAUUUUUUACUAAUUUGAUACGGAGAAUGUAGCCCCCUCUUUCUCUUGAUAAGAAAUAAUUUAUUUAAUCCAGUUUUAUAUUUGUAGUGAUUGCCACUCUGAGUGCCCAGGCUGGGCGAGUGGAGAUGAAGCAUCCCCCAGCACCCUGGCAUGGAUGGGGGUGGAGGGGCACCUUGAGAGCCUCGCCAGGCUUCUGAGGGUAAAGGGAGAAAAGAUUGUACAGUCGGGCCAAGGCUGACAAGCCAGGUCUGGGCUUCCCCCGAGUCCACAAGCAUCCCUGAACCAAUCACUGUGCCCCUUUGGACUGUCCCACCUUCUCCCUCAGCCUCCACUGCACCCUCCUCCCUCGCAAGUGAGCACUUUGACUGUCCCUGGGACCCCAGGUGACGUGGGGUCAGGGGAAGGAGCGAUGAGACGAAAGGGACUGUCAGCCAUCACCCUCCUUUCUUUCCCCACCCCCUGUAUGGUAUCAGUGACGUUAUCUAUGCAAACCCCAAACCAUCACUUACUAACAAUUUUUGUAUGAGUGCACUUCUGCUCCCCACAGCCAACUGUGCCUUAGUCCCCGGGCCGCUGACCCCGUGCCCGGCCCCCGUUCAGUAAAGAGGUCCUACUGGAAAAUCCGC
This is a messenger RNA of Ornithorhynchus anatinus (platypus), 3983 nucleotides long. It is a transcript of the gene ABCD1, whose product is annotated as ATP binding cassette subfamily D member 1. Gene Ontology annotation, cellular component: peroxisomal membrane. The transcript has 10 exons. Gene Ontology annotation, biological process: very long-chain fatty acid catabolic process; fatty acid beta-oxidation; peroxisome organization. Gene Ontology annotation, molecular function: ATP hydrolysis activity; ATP binding; long-chain fatty acid transmembrane transporter activity. Lineage: Eukaryota; Metazoa; Chordata; Mammalia; Monotremata; Ornithorhynchidae. The record is from RefSeq and is a predicted model, not a curated record. The coding region runs from base 16 to 2229 and encodes 737 amino acids.